AUGGCACUUUUGCGCCUCGUCCUUCCCCUCGCCCCUCUCUCUCCUUCUCCGUCCUUUCUUUGCUUUCCCUCCUCUGCCACUACCCCGUUCCUGUCGUCCAUCCUCCUUGUCCUUCGCCUAUUUGUAUCUCCCUCCCUGUCUCCCCCUCCCUGCCUCCCCCUCCCUGUCUCCCUCUCCCUGUCUCCCUCUCCCUGCCUCCCUCUCCCUUUCUCCCCAUUCCUAUCUCCCCUUUUCCUGUCUAACCGUCAGCAUGGCAAGGGCGACACGGGGAUGGAAAGGGGACUGCCGGUAGGUGAUGGGUUGAAGGGGCGUCCCCAAAGGGAGCAGCAAGGAGGGGAAAUGGAUGGAGAGGGGUGCUUCUCAUAUGCGUUGCGACGGUUCGAAGAAACGGCUCUGUGCUUUUCUUCUUCCUCCCUCUCGCCCUCCAUCUCUCUCCACCCCUCCAAACCACAUCCCUGGUCCAUCUGCGAGACCAAGGAGGCUGAGCACGUUGCGUCCGCCUGUGCUUCUUUCUCCUGGACUUCGUGUGCCCAGCAGCUUGUCACUAGAAGUGCUGCCAGAUCUCGGGGCGGCAACCUCUGA
This is a messenger RNA of Closterium sp. Naga37s-1, 582 nucleotides long. The record is from the annotation of a GenBank genome assembly. NCBI's taxonomy places the organism in Eukaryota, Viridiplantae, Streptophyta, Zygnematophyceae, Desmidiales, Closteriaceae.